Molecule: messenger RNA, 1865 nt
Organism: Rhopalosiphum maidis (corn leaf aphid)
Lineage: Eukaryota; Metazoa; Arthropoda; Insecta; Hemiptera; Aphididae
Exons: 8
Coding region: 162-1160 (332 amino acids)
Source: RefSeq, a predicted model, not a curated record
UAUUUAACUACAAGUCUGUUAUAUUUGGACGGACAUUGCCGAGCGUACCGUCGUUGUAACUGCACGAGCACUACAUACAAAACGAAUCGUUAAUACAAUAGUAUCGUAAUAUAUUAUUAUUAUAAAUUGUACUCGCGCGGCUAACCAAAUUCACAUUCAACAUGUUUAACUUAGGAGGAGCAAUGAAAAAUAUUACAGCAAAGGCCGAAGAAUUAGUAGAGGAAAAGAAACAUGCUGCAACUUCACUUCUUGAAAAACAGGUCAAAGAAACCGGUGAGUUCUUGUCUCACACACUCAACGAGGCAGAAGGCAAAGCUGUGAACGCCGCAGAAGAGGCGAAAAAGGCAGCUGUAGAUGGUUUUGACCAGGAGGUCGAAAAACUUGCUGAUAGUGCCUUACAGGAGAAUUCUAAACGCGAUAUUGGUGGUGGUGGUUUAUUAGGUGGAAUUAAGAAUUCAAUUGGUCAUGUUGCUAAUCAAAUAGAGCAUAAAGUCGAGGGUUCGGUGCACGGGGUACAAGACAAAAUAGAAGGCGCAGCAAGUGCGGUGACCCAUAAAAUUGACGAGUCGGUUGUCGGUAAGGUAGCGCAUACGGUGGGGGAUAAAGCUCAUGAAGUGACUGGUAAAGUUCACGAAGCGGCCGAUGGUGUAGUCGGCAAGGUGCAGGGAGUCGCAAGUACGGUAAAAGGAGUCGCCAGUAUGAUGCAAAGUACUACUAGCGGAAUGGACACACCCGCCGCACCAGCGACCGCCCCUGCCGCUGCCACCCCGGAACAACAGUCGACCGUCAGUCAGGUGGCGGCCGAGGCCAAAACACUGGUGGACAAGACGACUGCCGAACUAAAACCGGCCCUGGAUCAAGCGGUGCACGACAAGAUCAACCCGUUGGCGCAAGACCUGGCCAAGAAGCUGCAGCCGAUCACUGGCGACGUGUCUGCACACAUCAACACGGCGCUGGCUGAGGGCGUCAAACAACUGAACCCGAUCGUCGAUGACGUGUCCACGAAGGCCAAAGGGUUCGUCGACGAUGCCGCCAAACAGGUGAGCACUGUGGUAGACGACAAGCUCAAGGAGGCCGACCAGUUAAUCAGCGAGAAGCGUGACGCUCUUGGGGAACCGGCCAAGAGCAUUAUGUCCAAGGCCAAGGGAUUGUUCGGCUGAAUCAAUCAACUACUAAUCAUUACAUAUUAUAUGCGUAUAAUAGUGGAAGUAGCGAGUUGGCUAUAAAACUGCUAUAGUGUACUAACUGCUAAAUCAUUUUAAUUUUACUCAUUAUUUAUGAUACAUAAUAUUCCACGUCUAUUACUUAUGAUAUAAAGGAACAUUACUUUAAGCGGCACACACGUAUAAUAUAAUAAUUGUUUUUUUUUUCCUUAACUUUAUAUUUAUCGGAAAUUGUAGUCAUUUUAAGCUGCACUCUUGAUUUAAAUAUUUAUUUUUUUAUAUAUACACGCGAUUUAUUUUAUAUCAUUAUAUUAUUAUAUACGUUUUACUAUUAAUUUGUUCUUUGUUUUUACGCAUCCCUAUAUAUAAAUAUAUUUAUACCUCUAGUCGUUCACCGUGUAAUUUACAUUCAUAAAACAAUUUAAGUAAACAAUACCGUAUCUUACAAUAUUACCUAUACUGCUUUUGCGGAUAAAAUGACGAAGACAAUGUACCGUAACGUAAAUAUUAUAAUAAUUCAUAAUCUAAUAUUGUAAUGUAUUCAACUAUGAACUCUAACGGUCGAGUACACUGAUAAUAAACUAUAUUAUAUUAUAAUCAUUAUCGUCCACAAACAUUAUAUUGUUGUGAUAUUUUUUUUUACUUAAAAUCAUUAUUUGGUAUAAUAUACAAUUAACAUGCUUGCUAUUUUUUACAUCAAGA